This is a messenger RNA of Fragaria vesca subsp. vesca, 894 nucleotides long. Its product is annotated as stem 28 kDa glycoprotein-like. The record is from RefSeq and is a predicted model, not a curated record. The transcript is spliced from 3 exons. Gene Ontology annotation, molecular function: acid phosphatase activity. NCBI's taxonomy places the organism in Eukaryota, Viridiplantae, Streptophyta, Magnoliopsida, Rosales, Rosaceae. Bases 64 to 852 code for a protein of 262 amino acids.
CAGUUUCCUCUCCUACCAAGAAGUUUCCUCUCCUACCAAGAAGAUAAACAAAACAGAUACAUCAUGAAAAUGUUGCCACUUCUACUCUUCUUCCUCCUAACCACAACUGUAGCAACAACCCAAGCUUCAUCAGAUGGAGCUAUAUCCCGCCAGAUUCAUCUCCUCCGGCCACAAACCGGUUCCCAGGGGAGGCACGUCCCCGGCAUUUCAUGUAUGAGCUGGAGACUGGGCGUCGAAACCCACAACAUCGUUGGCUGGACGACUAUUCCGGCUGCCUGUGAACGAUAUGUGGGAAACUACAUGCUAGGCCACCAGUACAGACAGGACUCGAGAGCUGUUACUAAUGAGGCUUUGCUCUACGCUAAGAGCCUGAACCUGACAAAGGACGGCAAGAACUUGUGGGUCUUCGACAUAGAUGAGACUAGUCUCUCCAAUCUGCCUUAUUAUGCUCACCAUGGAUUCGGGGUAGAGUUAUAUAAUUCCACUGCAUUCAACGCCUGGGUCUUAGAAGGCAAAGCCCCAGCUUUGCCGGAGAGUCUUAAACUGUACAACAAGUUAUUGGCUCUUGGAAUCAAGGUUGCGUUCAUAACUGGAAGAGGAGAAUCUCAAAGAAGUGUGACAGAAAUCAAUCUCAGAUAUGUUGGAUACCUCACUUGGGAAAAGCUCAUUCUAAAGAAUUCAUCUUAUACUGGUAACACAUCGGUUGUGUAUAAAUCAUCCGAGAAAAAGAAACUUGAAGAGAGUGGAUAUAGAAUAAUUGGGAACAUUGGUGAUCAGUGGAGCGAUCUCUUGGGAACAAAUGUGGGCGAUCGGACCUUCAAGUUGCCUGAUCCAAUGUAUUACAUUAGUUGAGCAAUAGUAAUUCUUCUUUUACUAGGUUGAGCAAUUUAUCAA